This is a messenger RNA of Cladocopium goreaui, 7350 nucleotides long. The record is from the annotation of a GenBank genome assembly. Lineage: Eukaryota; Dinophyceae; Suessiales; Symbiodiniaceae.
AUGACUGAGUGGUGGCCUGAUUUGGAUGAAGGGAUUCUUUCACAUUUGCAGCGGGUUUUCGUGACACCACUUCGCUUAGAUGAUGCUUUUGACAAUGAUGAAGAAAGUGCUCUUUUACUGGAAUCUGAAUUCCCUGAUAUUCUCCCUGAAGACAUGCUGGAUUCAGUUGCAGCCCUGUCACAGUGGAAGGAGGAGAUGGCCAGGCCUUUGAAGCGCGCACGUGCAGAGGUGGUGAGAGGCGCUUUGUUUCGGCUGCCGUUGCAUGGACAACUCACUGUGCAGGAGGAAUUUUCUAGGCUCACCCGAACGAGUGCAAUUUGCAUUCUUGAGAUGCAUGUCAAACAGAAGCAGAAGAGAUACAGAGAAGACCCUGCUGAUGCUCGGACAAAGAGGUUCGAAGCGGAGCGCAGGAAGUAUUCAAAUUUGCUGGCUCAGAUUAUCAUCCAAGCCGGACUCCCUAUUGUUGAGCUUGUGAGAACGCUGGAGGACCCUCGGAGUGGCUGGUUGCAUUUGUUUGCUGCAAGGCGUGGGAACACCCUGAAGAAUAGGUACAAGGUUUGGAGGCCUUUUGAACAGUGGUUGGAAUGGAACCGUGGGUACCUUUUUCCCAAAGGGGUCAGGGAUGCCAUCGACUAUAUGCAGCAUAGAGUGGAUGACGGUUGUGGGAAGACGGUUCCCCAAUCAUUGCAUGCGGCCAUUUCUUUGAUUGAGCAGCUUGGGAGAGUCCCCAGUGAUGUCAGGAUCUCAGAGGAUCCACUGUGGAUUGGACACAUCAAGUCCUGGGCGGCAGAGUUGGCUGAAGAUGCAGCACCCAGGAAGCCUGCUGAGAUGUAUACAGUCGCAAUGUUGAUUUCUUUGGAGCUGACCAUUGUUGACGAAGCUGAACAGUUGUACACCUGUGCGCUCUCUUGGAUUGUCUUGUGCAUGGUGUGGGGUGCGAUGAGGUGCGAUGACAUGCAAUCCGCACUGCCUCACAGGUCUGUCUUGUCCAAUUUUGGAUUGCGUUUGGUCUUGGGGCGUUCGAAAACAACGGGCCCUGAUAAGCCCCAGAAGGAGGUGUCAGUCCACGUGCUGAGGACCACUUCACUUACUGGAGAGGAUUGGCUAAGGGUGGGUUUUGACAUUUGGUCUGCUGACCCUUUCAAUUUCAAGCGUGAUUACAUGGUGAUGGAGCCCAACAAGGAAUGGACUGGAGUGAAAAGGAAGUUCUUGGCCCCCGCUGGACUGAGCGGUGCAAUCUCCAAGCUCCUUGGAGGCCUUGCGGUCCCGCGGAGAACCGCCCUGGGCUGGGAACUGAUGCCGGCACAGCAUUUGCUGCCGGAUGGGCUUGAGUCAUUUUUCAGUGGGCACAGUCCAAGGAACUUUGUGACUUCAGUGGCUGCAGCCUUGGGUUUUUCCAAGGAUGAGCGGGCAUACCUUGGAAGGUGGAGCAUGGGGAUGGUGUCCUCUGAGGAGUAUGUGCGCACCUCCCGCCAGGUGAUUUUCAAGAUCCAGAAGGCCGUCAACAGGUCCCUGGUUGAUGGAUCAGGUGACCCAUUUCAUGAAGAUGAGACCACUGGCAAGCUUUGUGAGUUUGCCUCAGCAUCUGGGGCAAAUCCCAAUCGGAUCAAAAAGAGGCACUCGGUGCUGGUGUACGGAGUACCUGGUGGAUCACCCUGCCUUGGUGGAGUCUACCCGACUCUUCAGGUGUUGCCAGACGAUUGGGAUGAGAAUGAUGACAGAGACGGCACUGAGAUGGACCUGGCAGAAAAGGACGGGUGCCAGGAGAUCCUUGAGAGUGAGUUCCCUCAUAUGGUGGCUGAGGAGCUUCAUGACACAGUUGCAAUCUUGAUGCAUUGGAAGACCAUGAUGGCUAGGCCACUCAAGAGGUUUCGGAGGGAUGUGGUUAGUUCUGCAAUGUUUGUGCUGCCUCAACCCAACAAUUUGAAUAUUCAUGACGAGUUCCAACGUUUGACAAAGACGAGCGUUCAGUGCAUUCUGGAGAUGCAUUCGAAGAGGAAGCAACGGAAGUAUCGUGAAGACCCUCCAGAUGUCCGUACACGGAAAUUUGAGUCUGAGAGGAAGAAGUAUUCUUUGCUGUUGGCACAGGUGUUGAUCAACGCCGAUCUGCCGGUGGUCGCUUUGGUGAGGGCCCUUGACGACCCUAAUGCAGCUUGGAUUCAUAUCUUUGCGGCGAGGCGUGCAAACACCUUGAAGUCACGGUACAAGGUUUGGAAACCAUUUGAGAAGUGGUUGGAGCUUCACAGGGGGUAUUUGUUCCCGAAGUCAGUCAAAGACGUGAUCGACUACAUGCAGCAUCGUGUGGAUGAUGGAUGCGGAAGGACAGUGCCAGAGUCCUUUUCCAUCACUCUGGCCAUGUUGGAGCAACUUGGGCGGGUGCCUGAUACCCUGAAGAUUUCUGAUGACCCACUGUGGAGAGGGCACAUCAAGUCGUGGACAGCAGAGCUCUGCGAGGAGUCAGCGCCGAGGAAACCUGCUGAGAUGUUCACUGUGGCGAUCCUCAUUGCACUGGAACUUUUGGUGAUGGACAAUACAGAGCCCAUUUUUGCAAGGGCACUUUCAUGGGUCUUGCUGGUGAUGGUUUGGGGUGCCAUGAGAUGUGAUGACGUUCAAGCUGCCAUUCCGAAGAGAUCGUUUCUCUCCAAUUACGGGCUGAAGCUCAUCUUGGGCAAAUCGAAGACCACAGGUCCUGACAAGGUUCAGAAGGAGGUUGCAGUUCAUGUGUUCAGGACAACGUCAUUGACUGGUGAAGAUUGGUUGAGGGCAGGUUUCGACAUUUGGGAGACCGAAGAGUUCAGUUUCCAGCGGGACUAUUGGGUCAUGGAGCCAUCCAAGGACUGGCGCAAAGUCAGAAGGAAGUUUGUGCCUCCAGCAGGGCUGAGCUCUUUGAUCAGCAAGCUUCUUGGGCGAUUAUCCUGCCCUCGUCGGUCUGGAUUGGGUUGGGAACCCAUGCCACAUGUGCUGCUUUUGCCUGAUGGUUUGGAGAGUUUCUUUUCUGGCCACAGCGCUCGAAACUUUCUCACUUCAGUUGCUGCUGUGGUUGGAUUUUCCCGGGAUGAAAGAGCAUAUCUUGGGAGAUGGUCAAUGGGGAUGGUUUCAUCAGAAGAGUAUGUGCGGACAGCCAGGCAGGUCGUCUUCAAGAUCCAGAGGUCUGUGAACAGAUGUCUUGUGGAAGGGCUGGAUGAGCCAUACCAUGAGGACGAGGCCAUUCAAAAGCUCUGCGAUGCAGCGGAGAGCGCAGGAGCCAAUCCAAACAGGAUUCGGAAGCGUCACACUGUCAUGGGCAACUGGUCUGGGAGGCAUUCACUUGGGGGCAUCUUCCCCACUUUGGAAGUGGCUGAGGGUGAUUGGCCAAAUGUGAUGGAUGAUGCAGAAGGCGACAUUGGAUUGCCUGAGAAGGUUGCGUUGCUGGCACAGAAGGAGACCCUGGCUCAAUCAGAAGAGUCAAAGUAUUUUGUGACAAUAUCCAGACGGACGUGCCUGAGACGUCUGCAUCUCAGCGGGUGCUUUGUCAAGCCCGACAGGUGUUGCGAAGUGCUUUUCCUUGAUCAAGUGAACAGUGAUGAUUUCGAUACGGUUUGCCAGGGUUGCAAGAAACGGAUGCUGUCUGAAUGUGGGAGGGAGGCAGGGGAUCAGUCCUCGUCCACAGCCUCCUCCUCAUCCACCGCUUCUGAAAGCGAUGCGGGCGAAGUUUGUGGCCAGGGCAGAAAUGUUUCGACCCAAUUGCCAGGUUUUAGGUUGGAAUCGCACGCCAUUAUGGCAAUCUUAGGAAGUUCAGUGCGCUUGGUGAUGAUCGAGCAGCGAUUAGGCGAUCAGGAAUGCCCUUCGACAGAUUACCUUUCGAUCAAGGCGGAGGAGACGGAGUGCAAUGAACCGACAGCUGCACCCUUAGAUGAGUAUCGUGCAAAGCAUUGGUUGCAUGGUCUUACAGCCGAACCCUUUCAGAAGUUCACUGAGUUCAUCUUGGGGGAUCGCGUGUUUGGGAUUCAGAUCCCCACCUCUUCAACUGAAACUGGACAACAGAAGGUGAAACCUGAUUGGUCCAUUGUUCUUUCCUACGAGCAUAAACUGAGGAAGGAAGCCAUGAAACGUGUAUUAGAGGGGCACACUUUAUCAGAUGCACUCCUUUCAGUUAUUCGUGACCCUGACCUGAAAGAAGCUUACUUCACUACGCCGGUGGCCCUGAAGUCGGCGAUGUCAGACACUCAGCAUCAGCCCAACAAAUGGCAGAGGUUCAAUAGCAAGGGUGGCUUCACUGGAAAACAGUCCUUUGGCUUCAACAAGGGCAAAGGACACCUGACGGAAGAGAGUUGUGCUUCGCCUGGAACAAUGGUGAGUGUGAUGGGUCUUGCAAUCGAGUUCACCAGUGUCGAGUCAAAGGACGUUGGUGCAGCUCCACCCAGCAGGGCUGCACAGGCUGAACCUCCACUCGUGCGGGUGGUAUACCUUUUUGCUGGGAAACGUCGCCAUUCAGACGUUGCAGCCUCCUUGAAGAAAGCUGAGGCGGAUGGACGGAUCAGGUCUAAAUCAACUUCCGUGGCUGUGGUCGACUUGACAACUGGUGAAAAUUUUUGGGAAGCAGAUACAGAUGAGGCAAGCAGUGUUCAAGCAGAUACAGCUGAUGCAAGGGAUGUUCAAGCAGAUAAAGGUGAUGCAGGUGAUGUUCAAUUUGACUUGAAGGCAUGCAUGAACUCUGGAAGACCGAUUACAGUAGAGUGGGACAGGAGUCAGAAAGACUUCACAGAUGGAUUUGGUCUUUGCAGCCCUGCCAGGUGGAGACCUUCUCAAAGGGGGGUCCGUAGGAGCGAUGUCAUGUUGAAGUUGGCAAAUGACACCUUUGAAAUUUUUGCGGAGGCCGUGGUGGCAUCCAUAACUGAUGUGCGUAGAGAAGCUUUCAGACUGGUCACUGGGAAGUUGGAACAAUCGCCUUUUACUGAGGAGGCGCUUUCAAGGGUGAGGUCCAAGUGGUUUUCUUUACUUUCAGAUCCACGCGACGCUUCAGUCAUAGACAGUGGACAGCCUUUUUACCUGAGGGCACUUGCACAAUGGCUUGGGGUCUUUGAAGAUCCGGAUGUGGGAUGGUUGGUUGCGGAGGAAGACUCAUUUGCGUCUGGAGUCUGUUUGGGGGUCGAGAAACCACUUCCAAGGUCCCCACAAGUAUGCAAUCAAAAACUCAAGCAUAGGCGUUUGGACGACACUGAGUUUGCGGCCAUUGCACAGAAUUAUCCUUCAGCACAAUUGUCAUGCAAGGAACUAGAGGAAAAGUUCCGGGAGGAGGAGGCCCUUGGGAGGAUGCACCCGUCAAAAAUUGGAGUGCUCAGACAGGAGUACGGAGACAGUUUGAGGAUAGCAUCGAUGGCGGCUAUUCAGAAACCAGACGGCAGUGUUCGGCCACUCCAUGACGCCACCCAUUCUGUCAUGGUGAAUCAUGCUAUCAAGUACCAGGACAAAAUUGAUUGCCCAGGUCCAGCAGAGAUUGCGGCAAUUGUGAGGGAAACUUCAGAGACUGGUGACGCACCCUUUUGCGUAAGUGCAGAUAUCCGUGCAGCUCACAGACUGGUGAAGGUGAGGAAGAAAGAUUGGGGAUACAUGUGUUGCAGGGCUGACUCACAGUCCGACACUAUUUGGGUGAACAGGCCGCUGGGACGCCUUUCGGAUAUCACAAGUUCAAGGGAGGAUUUGCUUCAGAGUUUGUUGGAUUUCAAAUACGGUACGACCUUACCGAGGUUGAGCUUGGGUUUGAAAUGGAGGCCCAGAAAUGAAAACACCGAGGCGGAUCAACUGACUAACGAAGAUUUCACUGGUUUUGACGCUGGGCUUCGGAUUGGGGUGAGAUGGCAGGAUUUACAAUUUGAAGUUUUGGAGGACAUGGUGCGGACCAGAGAAGCAUUUGAUCAAGCCAAACAACUUGCAAAGGAGGCAGCCAAGUUGGCUCCCAAGGUCAAGUCAAAGAAGUUUGAUAAGACAGCACUUCGACGUUUGCACAUGGCUGGCUGUUUUGUGAAGCCCGAUCGGUGCUGUGAAGUUUCUUUCAUGGACGAGGUCCUUCAGGACUCUUUUGAUGCAAUCUGUCAGGCUUGCAAGAAGAGGAUGAUGGCUGAGUGUGGGAAGGACCCGCCGGAGAUGAGUGUGUGGACCUCAGAUUUGCUGUCGGUGAAUCGACUCUCUAUGUGCGAUGGAAUGUCGAACAUUGGAGGCGACGGUUCAGAAUCGGUGCCAGGAUCCCAGUCAGAUGUGUUUACAACUCUUGAGACGCCAGACGCAAAGAGACAGAAGACUGACAUCAGUAGUGCCAAAGAUGCCCACGAUGACAAGCAGGAUUUUCAACCAGCACAGUUACAGAACAUUGCGAGGAUAGCCAACUUUGAAGCCAUGCAAAGAGUAAGGGCCCAUGAUAUCAAGAUGCCUUGGGAAAAAGGGCCGUUAGCUCCGAUUUUUGGAGGGCCUAUGCCAAAUGUGCCAUCGGUCAAGAGCUUAAUACCGCCGACAGUAGGACUGGUUGACACCUUGGCACCUGCAGUUUUGACAAAGCAAGACACGCCAGUUCAAGUGGGUCCCAUUUCAAAGUUUGCAGUGAAGCGCAUUGCAGCUGCCAAGUGUGUGGUGCCAGAGGAUGAGAUGCUAGCCAGGUGUCUCAAUCAGAUCAAAAACCUACUUUUGCUGGACCUACAGGGGACGGAAGUUGGUUUGACGCUGUGCAACUUGGCAGGAGGUUUGGACGAGUCAGUAGACGUCUUACAGGUGCUCAAGGAUUGCUUUGCCAAGAAGGCCACUGCAACGAUCCUCAAAAGGACGUCAGCUUUGUGGACACUAGCAGGCUGGAUGCUGGAAAACGAGCAGACAACGGUAUGGGACAUCGAUGAGAAUCAACUGUACUCCUAUAUGUGCUAUCUCAGGGAUAACCAGGCUGCUCCGACAACAGCCAGCCACCUUGUGGAAGCUUUGAAUUUCUUUGACUCAACGCUGAGAUUCAAAAAGACAGUCUGCAGGACCAUUUUAUCACCCAGGGUUCAAGGGGCGGCCCAUGCAAUGUACCUGGAAAAGAGGAAACUCAAACAGGCACCUCAGCUUACUGUUGCUGCGGUGAAGGCGCUGGAGAUCAUUUGCACAAGCAAUACAAGUCUUCUGCGAUCAGCUAUCUCAGGCGGGCCUGAUGAGUAUACGUUUGUGGCACACAAGUUGACAGGUACGAUUCAUGUACUCCAGGAAGAAGAAGCAGGCAGGUUAGCCUGUGGACGGCAAAAGACAGUGAACAUGAAGCCUGUGGAACCAUCAUGGAUUGAUGCCGCAACUGCCCCCUUCUGUAUCCAGUGCAACGCGGUCGUCAAGCACCACGACGCCCAGACCUGA